AUGCCUCUCAACGCCAAAGCGGUUUACACUCGAGAAAAUGCGGACUAUGUCCCAUUCCCCAGUCGACGGAGUACCGUCCACAGUACGAAUGGCAUUGUUUCAUGCACCCAGCCGCUAGCCGCAGCUGCGGGCCACCGGAUUCUGAGUCAAGGUGGAAACGCAGCGGAUGCCGCUGUUGCCGUGGCUGCCGGACUUAACAUGACCGAGCCAUGCUCCACUGGUAUCGGAGGUGACAUGUUCUGUCUCUUCUAUAAUGCCAAGACGAAGAAGGUACAUGCGCUCAAUGGCUCCGGUCGUUAUCCUGGCAGUGCCAGCUUGGAGAAAAUCCGAUCGGAUCUCGGCUUGGCUCCUGGCGAGCCGGGCAAAAUGCCCAUGAUGAGCGCUCUCUCAGCCACGACCCCCGGAGCCGCCGCCGGGUGGGUGGACACGGUUGAGAAGUUUGGUAGUGGUAAGUUGUCACUGGAGCAGAUUUUACAACCUGCUAUUGAGCUCGGCGAGGAAGGAUUCCCUGUCUCCGAGCUUUCAUCUCAUGGGUGGCACAACGCUGAAGAUGAUAUCCGCGGCAUGUCUCCCAACUUCCGUGAGAUGUUGAAGGUUGAUUCCGCUGCCAAGGACGGCGUGCGACCUCCGCGCCCAGGUGAGAUCAUGAAGAACCCCACCCUGGCCAAGACUUUCCGCACACUGGCUGCAGAGGGCAAGAAGGGAUUCUAUAAGGGCCGGAUCGCCGAGGCGAUCGUCAAAGUGGUCCAGGAUCAGGGUGGCUACCUGUCUCUCGAAGAUCUGGCGCAUCAUGCCGAGGUCGGAACGCAAGAGGUCGAUGCGAUCUCGCUCAGGUUCACUGGUCAAGACAUUGUGUCCAAGGCCACGCCCGGAACAGACGGUGACGCCAACCAGGGCGUCGAGAUCUGGGAGCACCCGCCCAACGGUCAGGGCAUCGUAGCACUCAUGGCCCUCGGCAUCAUGGAAGAGCUCGAGAAGUCAAACAGGAUCCCCAAGUUCACUGAGGCUCAGCAUAACUCCGCAGAGUAUCUGCACGCCGUUAUUGAAAGUCUGCGCAUUGCCUUCGCCGACGCCGCAUGGUGGGUCACCGACCCAGAUGUCGAGAACGUGCCAUCACAAGGUCUUCUAGACCCCAAGUACCUCGCGGAGCGAGCGAAGCUGUUCACUCCGGAUCGCGCGGCCGAGAUCCUGGACCACGGCAGUCCCGCGCACAACCACUGCGACACAGUAUACUUCGCCGUAACCGAUCGCGAAGGCAACGGCAUUUCCUUCAUCAACAGCAACUAUGACGGGUUCGGAACCGCCAUCAUCCCCGCCGGCUGCGGCUUCACCCUGCAGAACCGUGGAGCCAACUUCUCUCUGCAAGAAGGUCACCCCAAUGCCCUGGCCCCGCACAAGCGACCAUACCACACCAUCAUCCCAGCUCUGAUCACUAAUAUCGCGGAUGGCUCGUUGCACUCCGUGUACGGUGUUAUGGGUGGCUUCAUGCAGCCCCAGGGUCAUGUGCAGGUCAUGCUCAACAUGCUUGCUUUCGGGUACCACCCACAAGCAGCGCUAGACUCGCCACGUUUCUGCCUCGCUGCGCCGACGGAUGAGAGCACGAACCGGACGGUCUGCGUUGAAGAGGGUGUCAGCGAUGCUGCUGUUGAGGGACUUCGUCGUUUGGGUCACAAGGUCGAGGUUCUGAGUGGAUGGAAGCGUUCAAUGUUUGGUCGCGGCCAGAUCAUUCGUUCCUAUUAUGAUGAUGGUAAGCUAGUCUACGCUGCCGGAAGUGAUAUGCGAGGCGAUGGAAUGGCUUUCCCAUUGCUAUAA
This is a messenger RNA of Penicillium brevicompactum, 1812 nucleotides long. Its product is annotated as gamma-glutamyltransferase family protein. The coding region runs from base 1 to 1812 and encodes 603 amino acids. The transcript is spliced from 4 exons. The record is from RefSeq and is a predicted model, not a curated record. Lineage: Eukaryota; Fungi; Ascomycota; Eurotiomycetes; Eurotiales; Aspergillaceae.